Molecule: messenger RNA, 2201 nt
Organism: Rhododendron vialii
Lineage: Eukaryota; Viridiplantae; Streptophyta; Magnoliopsida; Ericales; Ericaceae
Product: protein root UVB sensitive 3
Exons: 14
Coding region: 669-1763 (364 amino acids)
Source: RefSeq, a predicted model, not a curated record
AUUCUCUAUAUACAGAUGUCUUGUCGUAUGUAUAUCUCGAUAAGACAUCGACAAACGCGGUUACUAGUAAAAUUUAUAUUCUUUUGUGCGCCUUCAUUUCCUUAACUUGAUUAUUGAAGAUCGAAGCUGUCAGUAGCUGGUUCAGAGAUUGGAAUCAAUCAAAACGGCUUAAUUUGCAACAUUUUUUUAUUACUCAGGAAUCUAGGCUAGGGUGGGCAGUGGGAUUUAGUCGAGGUGCGCUUAAGCAGCCCGGACACCUGAGUUAUAAAAAUUAAAUUUGUUGUAAAUUCAGCCGUUUUGAUUGAAUUCAACAUUACAUAGCACAGGACACAACUGCAGGGAGGAAAUAAAAAGACUUUGCUCCCAAAUAAUUCAUUUGAAUUUCCAUUAAAAUUCAGGAAAUAAGGUAAUGUGAAAUCUGCCACACUACGUUGCUGUAAAGCACUUCCAGCUAUUCUAUUUAUUGAUGAUUCAAUCGUAAAAUUGUGCAUUUCAUGUCAUCGUGACAACCAAAUGGACCCCAUAUUAAAUUGAAGAUGAGAUGUGGAGUCAGGAUUAACCAAAGGAGAUGAUGUGAAUUCAGAAUCAAUUGGUGACAGGAACUGGUACAAGACAACUUUGCAAAGGGUUAUCCAAGCAGUGUGACUCCAGAUUAUGCUCCUUUUCAAAUGUGGGACUUAAUGCAGGGCCUUUCCACUUACAUUCGGACCAUGCUUUCUACCCAGGCUCUCUUGAGUGCCAUUGGAGUCGGUGAAAAAUCAGCUACGGUCAUUGGGGCCACAUUUCAGUGGUUUUUGAGGGAUUUUACUGGCAUGCUCGGAGGGAUCUUGUUCACGUUCUACCAAGGUUCAAACCUGGAUAGCAAUGCCAAAAUGUGGCGUUUAAUUGCAGAUUUCAUGAAUGAUCUUGGGAUGUUGAUGGACCUUGUUUCUCCUUUAUUUCCUUCAGCAUUUGUGUUCAUAGUUUGUUUGGGGAGCUUGUCAAGAUCAUUCACUGGUGUUGCUAGUGGAGCAACUAGAGCUGCUCUGACACAGCAUUUUGCCCUUCAGAAUAAUGCAGCAGAUAUAUCUGCCAAGGAAGGAAGCCAAGAGACAGUGGCCACAAUGAUUGGGAUGGCCUUCGGAAUGCUGCUUGCACAUGUUACUAUGGGAUACCCUCUAGCCAUAUGGCUUUCUUUUUUGUCUCUGACCAUGUUCCAUAUGUAUGCGAACUACAAGGCUGUUCGGUGUCUCUCAUUAACUACAUUGAAUUGUGAAAGAAGCUCAAUUCUUCUGCUGCAUUUUCUGAAGACUGGCCAAGUUCUCUCUCCAGAGCAAGUCUCUGUCAUGGAGCAUGUGUUACCAUUGUGGAUCACUUCAUGGAGCUCAAAGAAUACGAAAUUUUUGCAUACACGGGUACGCUUAGGUGUGAGGGUUUCCUCACUUAACCACCAGGAAAUGGUGAGACUCAUGGAAUCUUCUGGAUCUCAUUACAAGAAAGCAAAGUAUUUGCUGCUUGAGCAAAAGGGAACAGUCAGUAUUGUUAUGCAUAAGGAUUCGAUAGCUACAGAUGUCUUGCAGGCAUUCUUGCAUGCUCUUGUCAUCGCAAAUCUUUUUGACGAACACAAGUCUGCGCAUUCGGAGAGCCAUUCAUGGAUGGACGAACACUAUCAAAACCUUGUUGUGAAGCUGCAGUCAUCAGGGUGGAAAACAGAACGCCUUUUGUCACCCUCAAUCAUUUGGAGGGCCAAUUGGGUGCCUUCAAGUGACAAGAAGAUCGACUAGUGAAUUCUAGUAUCACAUGAAAUUCAGCUGGUGCUGGAAAAUUGAGAAAGUGAAAACAACUGCCGUUCUGUUUGAAAGGAAAACCCGUCACUUUGAAGUUACUAAAGAUUCUUGAGUUGCAGAUAUGUGGAAUGGCAACAUUGAUACAGGGAAACAAUAUCUGAGAUGGCUAUGCAAAUCUGGCUAGAUUACCAUUACGCGAUGAGAGCCAGUCCCUUUCUCACGACUCAGAACAAGUAGAACAAGUGUUUCUGACAUUUUAACUACUGUAUUGAAAUUUAACUUAGAUGUCACUUAAUUAAUUUGACCUCUGUAUUUUUAUUUUUAUUUUUGUUUUAAAGUUGCUGACAGUGUAAACUUGUUCCUCUUAGAAUGAUUUCCAGUCAGAGGCAAGCAUUGAGCUUUAUUUAUACAAGAACCUGCAUUGUUUGAACUGGA